GUGUUCACAAAAUUUAUUCCCGAAUCUGUUCUUUAGAAGAAAUGCGAAAAAAAGUGGUUAUAAAACUGCCGUGUUAGAUUCUGUGAUGAACAAGGCAAGUUAAACAUUGAAACAGAGUAAGGCAAGUUUAUUCUGUUCAGGGCAUCGCUUGUUGCAGGCAUUAUCAGAAGCUUUUUAAAGACUGGAAAUCCAUUCUGAAAUUGCACAAGAAGAAAGUGAUAUGGAUUUUUCAGAGGAGUCACUGGAAACCAUUGCUGCAAAUGCGCCUAUCACUGCUCUCCGCAGAUUGAACCCCAAGUUGGAUGAUCAAAUGCCAAAACCAUAUCUGGCAAGAGCUUUGGUUGCAGUGGAUCCAGCCUCUAAAUAUGGAUCCAGAGAUCACCAGCAUAAUAACAUGACUGUUCUUCAGCAGCAUGUAUCUUUUUUUGACAGAAACAAAGAUGGGAUUAUCUAUCCAUGGGAAACUUACCAAGGUUUCCGGGCUAUAGGGUUUGGUGUUUUCAUCUCCAUUCUAGCAGCAUUCCUUAUCAAUGUAAACCUGAGCUAUGUUACUUCUUCUGGGUGGAUACCGUCACCAUUAUUUCCAAUAUACAUUGCAAAUAUUCACAAGGCAAAGCAUGGAAGUGACUCAGAGGUUUAUGAUACUGAAGGAAGGUUUGAUCCUGCAAAGUUUGAUUCAAUCUUUAGCAAAUAUGCUCUCACUUAUACAGACAAACUCACGUAUUCAGAGUUGCAGAGCAUGCUUAAAGGCAAUAGGAAUAUGAAUGACCUUUUUGGAUGGCUUGCAGCCCACGGAGAAUGGAGCUUUCUGUACAAACUGGCUAAGAAUAAGGAAGGUUUUAUUGAGAAGGAAGCCCUGAGAGGUAUGUAUGAUGGGAGCUUGUUUGAAUACUUUGAAAAGCAGAAUGCAUCUCGCAAGGCCCGUUAGGAGGAAUUCUUCAUCUCUGGGGUCAGAUGCGCGUGGAAUGAACGGUUAUUGGAAUAUGUAGGGUUUUACUGCUGCUCCUCUCUUAGAUUUAUGUAGAGUAUAAUUUUUUUAAUUUGUGUUGUUAGUUGAUACUUGAAUAUUGUUUCAUUACAAAGACAAUCAGAUAAUCUCAAAAUGUUAAUUAAAUGCAUGAAAUUUCCAAAGUC
Cryptomeria japonica (Japanese cedar) is the source of this 1134-nucleotide messenger RNA. Its product is annotated as peroxygenase. The transcript is spliced from 5 exons. The record is from RefSeq and is a predicted model, not a curated record. NCBI's taxonomy places the organism in Eukaryota, Viridiplantae, Streptophyta, Pinopsida, Cupressales, Cupressaceae. The coding region runs from base 221 to 928 and encodes 235 amino acids. Gene Ontology annotation, molecular function: monooxygenase activity; calcium ion binding.